This is a messenger RNA of Mesorhabditis spiculigera, 1191 nucleotides long. The record is from the annotation of a GenBank genome assembly. Lineage: Eukaryota; Metazoa; Nematoda; Chromadorea; Rhabditida; Rhabditidae.
AUGAGCUAUCAAAAAUUGCGUUGCUUCGGCUUAUUUUUACAAUUUUUAAUCGUCGUCUGCGCGACAACUGUUGAUUAUGAAGACAACCCAAGAAGGCGUGGGCAACAAGUUGCGACGAAUGCGCUUGGGGAGCGGUGUGCCGACGAUGCGGAAAUCAUUGCCGCCGUGCUUGAUAAUUAUGAAAAAAUGGAGCUACCCAGUGGUGGGAAUGUCAGUGUGUCAGUUGAGAUCUGGGUGCAAGAAGUCUCGAAAAUUAUUGAAAUCACCUCCGAAUUCGAAUUGGACAUCUACGUAACUGAACGUUGGACGGAUCCGAGCCUAGCAUACGCUCAUUUGAAUCCGUGCAAAAGCAACAUUUCGGUGGAUGGCGGAAAAGUGAUAAAACAGAUUUGGACGCCGCAUGCUUGCUUCGUAAACUCAAAGGAUGCUAGUAUUCACAAUAGCCCAUUCACUAAUAUAUUUCUCCAAAUCUACAGUAAUGGCAGUAUAUGGCAUAACUAUCGAACAAAAUUGGUUGGUCCUUGCUCGAGCACACUUCGAACAUUCCCUAUCGAUCAGCAAAGAUGCAUGCUAUUCUACGAAAGCUUUACACAUAAUUAUCACGAGGUAGAGCUACGCUGGAUCGAUACCGUACCUCCAAUUACCAUCUUGAAAGGAAAUAUAACACUACCUGAUUAUGUGUUAGUGGAUUUCCAUACAAGCGCUGAAUUGCGGCUAUAUCCACCUGGCAUCUUCCACGAGUUAAUCGCCACCUUCACUUUUCAACGACUAUACGGGUUUUAUAUUUUACAGGUAUCUUUUUACCUUGGCGCCGAGCAGAUUCCAUCCAGGACCACUGUCGGCGUGAAUUCACUUUUGGCUUUGACCUUCCAGUUCGGCUCUGUCGUGUCGAAUCUACCGAAGACUAGUGACGUCAAGGCCAUCGAUGUAUGGAUCCUAUCCUCAAUGGCGUUUAUUUUUGCCUCUUUGAUAGAAUUGGCUGUCGUUGGGUAUUUAUCAAGAAAUGGGGAGCAUCGAGCAAUUGUAUGUCAUUGCUCUUGGUUAUGCCAGAAAUGCCCACAAUGGACGGCAGGGAAAUUAGAUAGGGCAUCUUCGGUCGUUUUCCCAACCUGUUUCCUUCUUUUCAAUUUAUGGUAUUGGUUUAUCUUCCUUGGGAAAGUCACUCGGUAUGCUGCCGUCAUCAAUCGUCAG